Branchiostoma belcheri (Belcher's lancelet) is the source of this 7300-nucleotide messenger RNA. Its product is annotated as usherin-like. NCBI's taxonomy places the organism in Eukaryota, Metazoa, Chordata, Leptocardii, Amphioxiformes, Branchiostomatidae. Gene Ontology annotation, molecular function: protein binding. The coding region runs from base 767 to 5659 and encodes 1630 amino acids. The transcript is spliced from 14 exons. The record is from RefSeq and is a predicted model, not a curated record.
CACAUAUGACAGUGAAGAUGACAAGAAUAAUGACAACCGCCAGUGCUGUGGAUUGAACCUGGUCCGCCCUGACCUCUCCUGUUGUAACAAUGUUGGGUUCAACAGUGCCACCCACGUGUGUGCCGACCGACCGUAUCGCAUCACCUCAUCCUUCAGUGACUGUGGAGACGGAGUGACAUGCCCCAUCAGCCAGACUGCAGGAGCAUUCUGUAACAGGUGUGACUUUAGCACAAGCUCCAGUAUAUGUACAAUAGUGGAAGGGGCAUAUGAGGGGACUGUCUCCUCCACCCCCCAGCCCACCACCAACCCUGGCAUCUGUACACAGGAGACAUCAGACGUCUACACUGGUGGGACAAAUGUCUUCAGCUUCACAGACACCAGUUUGGAGCCGUACACCCAGUAUGAAUAUCAGGUGGUGGUGGUGAAUGCUGGUGGGGAGGGAACCAGUGAGGCGUCCCUUGCACGAACACGAGAGUCGUCCCCAGAACAGGUGUCUCCACCUGAGUGGUCUGUUACAGAGGGGGAGUACAAUGUCGUCAACCUGGAUUGGGAGGAGCCUGGAAAACCCAAUGGUGUUAUUAUUCGCUACUCUCUGCUGCGUGCGGAUGGUGCUGGUCAGAUCUUCAGGCAAGUCUACCAGGGACUGGCCAGGCAGUACCGAGACCUGGGCAACAUCAGGCCCUACCAGGAGUAUAUCUACAAACUGAGAGCCUACACCAGUGUUGGGUAUGGGGAGAGUGAGGAGGUGACAGUUGCUACCCUUCAGAUGGCCCCUGCUCAGGUCCAGCCUCCUGCCAUCAUGGCAGUUAGUUCCACCCGCCUCAACAUCACCUGGAGGGAUCCAGGGCAGCCGAAUGGUAUCAUCCGCGAGUAUCGUCUGAACCUGGUCAACGAAACAUCCCAGACUGUGUUGUACACACAGAUGGACAUGGAGGAUCCCAAGCAGUACCUACACACUGGUCUUGACCCGUACACAGAGUACAGUUACAGCCUGACAGCCUGUACAGCAGCUGGGUGUACAAACUCUGACCCUGCAGUGGGCAGGACAGGACAGGACAUUCCACAAGAUGUGUCUCGUCCCAGAUUUGUAUCGGUGAGCUCCACUGAAAUUGAGGUGUACUGGUCAGAACCAGGACGUCCAAAUGGCGUCAUCACCCACUACCAGCUGUUGAGGGACAAUAAUGUCAUCUACAGUGGAGUUAACAUGACCUUUACUGACUCAGGUCUCACCCCAAGUACAACCUACACUUACCAGGUAGCAGCACACACCAGUGUGGGGCCUGGCCGAGGCAGCCCACUAACACAAGCAACCCCAUCCAGCACACCCGAGGGCAUUCCUGCUGCUAAUGUCACUGUCAUUAGUGCCACUGUGAUCUAUGCAGAAUGGGAAAUCCCCGCAGAACCCAACGGCGUCAUCCAGAACUAUUACAUCACUCUGAACUAUGGGAUGGAAGGAGGAGAGAGAAGGGCUGUUGGGAACCAACUGUUUUUCAGUGUAACUGGGCUGACUCCGUACACGGAAUAUGAAAUCAGGGUGAUGGCAUGUACUGAUGAGUGUGGGCUGGGUCCAAAGGUGUUUGCACGGACCCGUGAGGCACCACCAAGUGGUCAGGAGGCGCCCAAGUUGGUUGCUGUUGGACCAAGAGUUGUGGAGAUAUCCUGGGAACCACCCCUGCAGGCCAACGGAGAGAUCACUCGUUACCAAGUGUUCAGGAGGGAGUUUGGCACCAACCAACGACUGCUUGUAUUGGAAACAGCCCUCAACCAAGAAAGAAAAGGCACUGACACCAACCUCCAGCCAUACACUCAGUAUGAGUACAAGGUGGUCAGCAGAAAUUCCCAGGGAGAGACAGAGAGCCCUUGGACACUUGUGAGGACUCUUGAAGAUUCGCCAUCUGGAAUGCAGACUCCCACUGCUCAGGCAAUUGGUGCAUAUUCUAUCAGCAUCUCUUGGGAACCACCAACCACACCAAAUGGUGAGAUAUCACAGUACAUUGUCCAGUACCAAGAGCAAAGCAAUGACCCCACCCUUCCAGAACCCAUUGUCACUGCUGUUACAGUCGCAAGCCCCAGACAGCAGGCAACCAUCAGUGGCAUGAAGCCAUACACAGAGUACAGAGUCCGAGUCACAGCUGUGAACAGCGCUGGUGCCACGACCAGCCCCUGGACACCAGUCAGAACAGCAGAGGCUGCCCCCAGGGGUGUUGGACUGUUCUCAGUCGUCAAAGCUCCUGAUGGCAACUCAAUGGACUUGUCUUGGGACGAACCCACUGAGCCAAACGGAGCCAUCACUGAGUAUCGCAUUUACGAAAUUGGCGAAAAUGGACAGAUACAAAUGCCGGCACUAUAUGUAGGAGUGACCAAGGAGUAUACUUUCCGAAGACUGACACCAUACACAACAUACACAUUGAUUCUUGAAGCAUGCACAUUGGCAGGAUGUGCCCGCUCCGAGAGGCAGGCACUCACCACUGCUGAGACCCUUCCUGAUUAUCUUCCCAGCCCAACAACUCCAGAGUGGAAUGGCACACAUGUCGUCAUUUCCUGGACAAAUCCUGUCAACCCCAAUGGGAGAAUCAUCAGAUAUGAAGUAAUAAGACGACAAAUGCCAAGGACUUUAGGCCGCAAUAUCCGACAAACAGGUGAAAGUGUUGUGUACGAGACCACGGAUACAGAUGAAGAUAACUACAUGUUUGUGGACAGUAACCUGACUCCAUACACUGUGUAUGAGUACAGAGUCAGGGCCCAUAACAGCAUUGGCUCUGUGGACAGCCCUUGGAUCCGUGUGGAAACUGCUCAGGCUGCACCUGCCAAUGUUGAGGCUCCAGUUGUAGAAUACAUAGGCUCUAACGCUCGCACAUUGAGGAUAAAAUGGACUGCACCCGCCAUGCCCAAUGGAGUCAUUCAGAGCUACCAGUUGCAGAGGAAUGACAGUGCACCCAUCUCUUUCUCGGCAGCUGAUCCCAGGCUGUUUGAUUACCAGGACCCAGGACUAGAGCCAUACACUGUCUACAGCUAUACAAUAACAGCAUGUACAACAGGCGGAUGCACCGUCAGUCAGCCAGCAACCAGACGUACACUGGAAACUGCCCCUCUCCAAGUAGAGGCACCUGUCAUUGCUGCCAUCAACUCCACAGCAGUGCAGGCAACAUGGUCGUAUCCCAGAAUCCUCAAUGGAGAGAUCAACAACUUUGAGCUCAAAGCUGACGGUAUAACCAGAUGUUCUGGAUUGGUUACCACUUGUGUCGUUGACGGUCUUAUCUCAUACAGAGAAUACGGCUUUGUUGUGAGAGCCUGCACUGGAGGUGGAUGUACGGACAGCCCAACCACUCUUGCACGUACUACAGAGGCUCGGCCAACAAACCAGCAGUCUCCGACCCUCCGUGUGCUGAGUUCAACCGUGGUGGAAGUAACAUGGGAUGAACCGCUGUACCCAAAUGGUGUCAUACGCCGGUACGAGGUCCGAAGAGAUGGAAAUUUGGUCUAUGACGAGAGUGACACAAGGUACACCGACUAUGGGCUUACCCCAGGAAGACAGUACAGCUAUACAGUGGAAGCCUUUAACAGUAUUGGUGGCACAGGGCCCAGUCCCCCAGCCCUCAUCAAUACCAUAGCAGACAUUCCAGCUGGGCUGGACCCACCGACUCUCACUGCUCUAUCCUCCACUGCCAUCCGAGCAGAAUGGAUGCCUCCAGCAUUUCCAAAUGGAAUCAUUCAGAACUACACCCUGUAUGUAGAUGGGAGCCCUCGAUACACAUUAACAGGAGACACCUUCCAGAGAGAUGUUUAUGGGCUGCAGCCCUACACACAGUAUGUUUUCUUCCUGGAGGCCUGCACAUUGAAGGGCUGUGUACAGAGUUCUGUUUCUAGGGAGUAUACCAGUGAAGCCCCACCUGUUAACCAGGCCCUGCCUGUACUUACACAACUGGCUGAUUCUCUUGGUGCUAUGCUUGGUAUCCAGGCAUCUUGGGGUCCCCCUAGUGACCCCAGAGGGAUUAUCACAGAAUACCGACUGUACAGGAGACUUCAGUCCACUUCCAACCCAGUGUUUGUGUACAAUGGUUCUGCAGCUGUCACAGUCUACAGUGACACAGACAAUUCCCUUCAACCUGCCACAUUUUAUGAGUACAUCGUUGUAUCAGUGAACAGUGCAGGCACCUCCUGCAGCAGUAUUUUCCAGUGUCCCUGGCAGUCUGUCAAAACUGGAGACUCACGACCAGAAGGCUUACAGGCACCAACUUUCUCCUCUAUCACUGGAAGCCAGGUGACAGUGAACAUUGCCCCUCCAGCAAGACCAAACGGAGACAUCGUGAAGUACGAUAUCCAGGCCAAUGUCUCAGGGGUCCUCCAGGUUGUAGUAUCAACUGUCAGGAUGCCCUGGGAUAUCACAAACCUCCAUCCAUACACCAACUAUGAGUUCAGAGUAGCUGUGUUCACCAAUGGUGGGUCAACUCUCAGUCCACCAGCGUAUGUGAGAACACUGGGAGCUGCACCUACAGGACAGGGUGCACCGAACAUACGGAGGAAAGAUACUGAUGCCAUCUACCUCAUCUGGGACUAUCCUGCCAAUAGAAAUGGUAUCAUCAACAGGUUUGAGUUGCGCCAGCGCCGUGCAUGUCCCCUGACCAGUCAGCCGGUCGCCCCGUCUAGACCUUGCACCACCCAACAGGAAGCAGUUGUUUACAACGGCCCCCUGCUGAUGUACAACACCACGGAGCUGGUCCCAUACACCAACUAUGAGUUCAUGGUCACUGCCUUUAAUGAGCAUGGGGAGGCACCGUCUAGCUGGCAGCUAGGGACAACCUUACCUGCCCCACCCACUGCUGUGAACGUGCCAGACAUGACCAGUAACCAGAGCUUUGUGCAUGUGGACUGGAGCGACGCCUUCAGUUUGAACGGGUACCUUGAGGAGUAUGUCCUGUUUGAUAAUGAGGAAAUCAGAUACAGCGGGCUGAACACUGCUUAUGACAUCUACAGAAGCAGUGUCAAAGUGUACACCAUCCGUGUUGAAGUCCGCACCGCCCAAGGCCAGGCUUCUACUGUAACAGCAACCUACAACCCAGACACAGGUGCUGUUUUGGUCCCCACCCCUGCGACCAGGGUCAGUACACCGUGGUACCACAGUGUGUGGUUUGUGGUCACUGCUACGCUAGUCGCCAUGAUUCUCCUGCUCAUCAUCAUCGCCCUGUUCCUGCGGAGAGCCGGCACCAGGAAGCCCCCGUAUGAACGGCAGCGAGCCCCGCUGGCUCCCAGGCAGAAGAGAAGGACACCCCUGGCUGAGUGUGUGUACCCCGCUCCUGAUGGCAGCAUCAUGACAAUGCCAGCCAUGAGACCACCUACUGCCUCCAGUCGCCACACCCGCAGCAUGGGUCGCACCAGCCAGGCUAGCUACUCUCACCUGAACCCAGCAUACGCACACAUGAACCCAGCGUACUCCCACACCUCCUUACACAGCAGCAGGAGCGGCAUGGUGGACCCGCUGGAGGACAUCGUCGUGUCUGACAAGCUGUCGGGAAAAUUCCUGGAUGACGAUGAUGACGCCAUGUGGGACGGUCAUGUACCUGCAGAUAGUGGCCUGUACGACCCUGAUGAGGUGGAGAGCAGUGACGGCAGUGUCAGCUUCCAGAAGGAGCACACCAUGUUCACUGACACUCAUCUAUGAGGGUGGAGGAUAUAAAAAGUUGUUGUAGCACAAACUUUGAGAAUUUUGCCCAGGGUCUAUCUGCCACAAUUCAGACUUAUAAACAGUUGGAGGAGUUUUUGGAAAGGAAAAUCCUUCACAAAUCUAUCCUUAAAAAACUGAGAUUGUGACUGCCAAACCCUGGGAAGAUCGCUUAGUACUGAACUUGUAUAAGAGACGAUAUUUUUUUACCAGGUUUCUAAAGAAUGAUUACCUCUUAGAAAAAAUAUUGUGUGUCCAAAAUGAAGUAUGUAAGAUAUUUUUGAAAGAGUGAUUGGGAGAGAUUUUCAGGAGAUUACAAGUCCUAUGUGCACUGUUCAUACCAGCAAGCCGUUGUAUUGUAUAUUAAAUUGUCAGUGAUGUCCUGAUAAGUUUGCCUUGCCAGUUAUUGGUUAGUAGUCACGAUUGUUUGUAACAAAUUAUCACCAUGAAAGUAGUCUUAUAACAUUGGGGUAGUACAUGUAACAAUGAGUCCCAGUUGACAAAAUUAUUCCAACAACUUUUGUACAAAUGUAAUGCAAGGUCAGGAAGCAAUAACUUGAUACAUAAGGAAACUUUGCAAAGGGUUGCCAACUGCACUACCAGAGGUUAACUCCCCAGAAAAGAAAUGUAAGGGCUCAAAUAUGUAUUGUAGAAGUUGUCUCCAUAAUGUUCUUAGAUUAGUUUUCCUUUAACUUGAAGCAUGGUUUUAGCAAAAUCUCAACUUUUUGGACUGGAAAGGAGCAAAAACACAGAUUGACAAUAUAAUGUAGAGUCUUCUUUCUUUUGACUUGUUAUCAAUGUGCUUUUGUUUGUUGAAAACAUUGUAUGGACCUUUUGCCUUGAACGUGCGCUGUCAGCUGCAAUGUCAUUACUCCCUAGCAAACUUGCCACUUUAUAGCAAUACGAUGUACAGCAGCAUGUUUUUUAUGGGUUACUUACAAACAAGCAAUGAUGCAAAGAACUUAUGCCAAACACUUCAACAGCAAACGACAAGUACGCUUGCCACCAAAUAUUGCCAUAGAAUACAGUAGGGAUGGUUUCACUUCUCACUAAAAACCAGGUUUUCAUGGGUAUUACUAUGUAUGUACAUUACUCAAUUAUCUUAUAUUAGGAUCUUGCCAUAAGUCAAAUUUAUCAGAAGUCAUCAGAAUGAUUCCCUGGGGUACAUGCUUAACAUAAGAUGAUAUUCUUUGACAGGCAACAUUUAAGCUUCUUGAUGUGUGACAUUAAUUGCCUUGUAUUUAAGGCAAUUACCCCAAGCACUGCUGUAGAUAGCAGUUUGAUCUAUGCACCAAUAUAUAUUAAGUAACCUGUUUGAAACAGGCUAAACCCAGUGAAUAUUAAGUUCAGAUGUGGUUUGUAUGUAACAAUUCAAUUAAUACCUCUUAAUUGGAUAAUUUAUCUUUGAUAUUGUUGUGAAUUUUCAACUUACAAUGUAGUUAAGACUUGUGUGGUGUAUUGAAUAUGUUUAUGAGCUACAUGUACAUGUGAGUGCCAAAUUUUUUACUGUACAAAUUUGGUAGUUUCAUUUGUUGCAUGUCCUGAAUGUGAUAGAAACAAUGAUGCAGAAUUUUGUUUGUUACUUUGUGUCUGUGUGGAAAUUUUGUACAAAGAAUUUUGAAGAAAUAAAGUGAGAUUUUA